CACCCCCUCGGGUUGGUAUGAAGAAACACAUGAGGGCGGUGCUAGUACUUUUCCCACUCGGUAAUGCCUCAUCUCUCCAGUGAGACAACUUUUUUAAAGAAGGUGCAUCAGAAACUAGGAGCUAUACCUCUGACAACCUCCCUUCUUCUCAACUUCUUAAGGCUCUCCUCAGUAACCCCCUCCCAUACAAACAAAAUGGCAGAUGACCCAUGGCAGAGGGCUUAUGACUUUGCUGUUCAAGUGGCAAGAAAAGCCGGAGCUGAAAUCCGGAAAGCCGGGGAGAGUGAAAUCAGGGUGAUGACAAAGAGCUCCACUGUAGACCUCGUCACUAAGACUGAUGAGAGGGUGGAGAAAAUCAUCAUCGGCUCUCUCAAGGAGGAAUUCGGAGAAGGCACACACUGUUUCAUUGGAGAGGAGUCAGUCGCAAAGGGGGAGCCCUGUAUCUUAACUGAUAAACCUACAUGGAUCAUAGACCCUGUGGACGGCACCACAAACUUUGUGCAUGGAUUCCCGUUCGUGGCUGUGUCUAUUGCCUUUGCUGUCAAUAAGGAGUUGGAGUUUGGUGUGAUUUACAGCUGCUUGGAGGACAAGAUGUAUAAAGCAAGGAAGGGCAAGGGAGCUUUCUGCGACGAAGAACAAAUUCAGGUGUCCGAUGUAAAAGAUAUCAAUAAGUCCAUUAUCAUCUCUGAGCAUGGAACUGACAGGACCAAGGAAAAAGUAACCAAGAUCUUCUCCACCAUGCAGAAGAUCCUCUGCAUCCCAGUGCAUGGGCUCCGUGGGUCCGGGACAGCUGCCACCAACAUGUGUCUGGUGGCCACGGGGGCAGUGGAGGCCUUCUUUGAGAUUGGGAUCCACUGCUGGGACAUAGCUGCUGGAGCGGUUAUAGUCAAAGAAGCAGGGGGAAUACUACUGGAUGUUGAUGGGGGACCGUUCGAUUUGAUGUCUCGAAGGAUGGUUUCAGCGAACAACGAUAUUAUUGCUAACCGGAUCAUCAAGGAAAUUGAAAUAUUCCCGGCGGUAAGGGACGACGCUCCGAUCCAGAAGAAAUGAGACUAUACAUUCCAAAAUGAGUACCAGAAGUCCACUCUGUCGCUGUAUGUCUAAUAAAGUUGCUGUGCUGUAAUCACCACUGAUUGUA
Morone saxatilis (striped sea-bass) is the source of this 1138-nucleotide messenger RNA. Its product is annotated as inositol monophosphatase 1-like. The transcript has 9 exons. The record is from RefSeq and is a predicted model, not a curated record. The coding region runs from base 64 to 1050 and encodes 328 amino acids. Gene Ontology annotation, molecular function: inositol monophosphate 1-phosphatase activity. Gene Ontology annotation, biological process: inositol metabolic process; signal transduction; phosphatidylinositol phosphate biosynthetic process. Lineage: Eukaryota; Metazoa; Chordata; Actinopteri; Moronidae.